AUGCCACCCCCCGAUACGGGCCCUGCCCCGCCGCAUAACGCUCACGGUAUCUAUGAAACUGGUCCAUGGCGCCCUCCAUAUGCUCAUGCCCAUUACGACCAUGCGCCAGACCCGCGGCGCCCGCCUCCACCGCCGGCGGGACCGUCUCAUGUACCACCACCGCAAGGAUAUCCAGUUAUCCCAAACCGAGAACUGCCACAACCUCCCCUCGACGGCCCCUACGGCCGCCCUAAUAGCCUGCCAGCACACGCGCACCCGGACCCAGGCGCCUCAGCACACCCCGGUUAUCGCCCGCCAAAUGGACUUCCUCACGAGGUAUCCCCUCACUCCGCACCACCGGAAUUUCGUUCGCGCAUGGGCUUUGCACCUCCAGAGCCCCCGGGUACUAAUGAGUCCUCUCCUACCUCUGCUUCCAUCCCGCAAACAACACAGUACAUGCCAUCCGGCCCCUCGAUCCCAGCUAGUACCCCCGUUGCUACGGGCACACCUAUCCCGUACGACUCUGCAUACCCACAAAACCCGGCCUAUGGCGCGCGCAUUCGCAAGGCUGCCCGCGCACAGCAAGCAUGCGACCAGUGUCGAGCCAGGAAAGCCAAAUGUGAUGAAGGGCGGCCGGCUUGCAGUCAUUGUAAGGAGAACAACCUAAUCUGCGUUUACAAAGAAGUGCCGCCGCACAAACAAGAGAAAACAACCCAGAUCAUUCUUGACAAGUUGAUGGAAUUGGAAGACAAGUUCAUGGAACGGUUUAGCAACCUUGACAGGCAAGGGUCAAUCCAUGAAAGAACGCUGGGUGAAUUUAGCAAGGGAAUGCGCUCCUCGGUGCCUCCGCGUGACACCCCCCUAAAGAUGGAGCCAACGACUCUGCCGACAGAGAUGCUGGAUGAAAAGCCAGGCUCUUUCGCGUCACAGGCUCUAGCUAAGGCUGAUCCAACCGCAACAAGUUUUGAUGAGCAAGCAAACGGCCAGGAUAACGAAGGCGAACUGUCAAUCCCAGUGGAACAUACAACAGCGGCUCAUAAGCUUCUCAUGUGGCCAUCUAUUAAAAGUCUCAUCCGGGACCCUGGGUACGACGAAGACUAUGUUAUGCAAUUGGAAAAGGAUCGGCCGAUCACGAGUGUCUUUGGUGAAGGUGAAAGCUCAUUCUCAUCUGGUUUCCUCUCGUGGGUGAUGGCGCGAAACCGCAUGGCUGGAAAUGAAAAGCUUGAGACUCCUGGGACAGUGCUCCCUGAUGACUUGCUCCCAGAGCCUGAGAUUGACGAUAACAAUUGGCCAUCAUUACCAUGCACAAGCUCCACCCCUUCCUGGACCAGCCAAGUUUAUGGCAGAUUUUUACUGACUACACACGGCGGCAUUGCACUGGCUGUCCAGUGCCCUCCAAUGGCUACUGCCGCGAAAACUCUCGAGGUGCGAAACGUAAGCGAUCUUAUGGUGACUUGCAAGGCCCCCCGGGGUGCCCCACCUGCUCCGUCUUUGAGCCCUUUCCAGGAGAAUGACACGAUCAAGGUCCACGAGAGUCGACACAGCAACCUCAACCCUAGCGACGAGAUGAAUAUUGAUAACGCAAUAAUUCUCUUGGUCUUUGCCUUGGGUGCCAUUUGUGAAACCCCUCAUCCUUUACCAGGGCCGGCGGGGCCACUUGAUUACCACGACCAAUACAUUCCUGGACCUUCUCAGCCCAAGAAGCCUAAACCGAAUGGUAUUCAGGCGGCGAAUGGGGUUCUCUCUCCUGCCAACUCUGACUCGGCUCUGCCUACCAGUUCAUCCUUCUAUACCCAAAUGCAAAGCACGAGCCAUUCAUUCCCCGCAAGAAUCGAGCCAACACCUCCUCAAAAGCCAAUAUCAGGCGGUGCAACAGGCACGGAAGGAUCCGGGCGACCAAAGAAUUAUCGCGUGAUUCCAGGCUUGUUCUUUUUCGGAUAUGCUACCAUGAUUCUUGGUACUCUUCAAGGCGUGGGCACAUUAAAGAGUGUGCAGGCGCGUUUGUUGGCAGGGUUGUACGCCGGUCAGCUAGCUCACCCAUUUCAGAGCCACGCUUGGAUUUCCGAGGCAUCAAGAUGUUGUCAAGUUCUGAUUGCACCGAAGAGUUUCGAUGCGGCUUCGGAGAAAAUGCGAGAUCUCAUCACCUUCGCUUUUUGGACCUGUCUGCAGCUAGAAAGUGACCUUCUUGCCGAGCUUGAUAUCCCGGCGAGUGACGAUAACGUCCAUGAUCCCGUGCUGACUAUGCUGUACUACUCUGCGCAAAUUCACCUUCGGAAGGUCUUGAAUCGUGUGCAUACUGACCUGUAUAAAGUAGAGAAAGCGGGCGCGGAAUCGCGUUGGUCAUCCAAUGUUCAGGAAGCAUUAAGUAUGAACCUCGAUCUCUGGCGUAACAGUCUUCCAGACAUCAUGAACUGGAAGGACGGACAAGAGAUUUCCGACGAUAUCAAUGCCGCUCGCAUGCGAGCCAAAUACUUUGGUGCUCGGUAUAUUAUCCAUCGUCCGCUCUUAUAUCACGCUCUCCAUUUUGGCAACGCUGGCACUCGCGUAUACCCAGCUGGCCAGGCCGCUGUUGACUCGCCCACGAGUUCAGCAACUACUUCUCAGACGCAGAUGUCUCCAUCCAUGCCUACCGGCGGCCACCGGGCCUCCGGCAUGGCACGGAUAGUGAGUGAUUUGGGCAGUGCCCCAAUGGCUACGACCUCUUUCCCCAAUGGCUGGACGCGUCCUAAGGUCAAACUCGACGAUCUCCCUUCCAAGCUUCGUCGUGCCUGUGUCGUCUGUGUAGACUCCGCCAUUAAGAGUACAGAGGCUUUCGAUGGUAUCAAAGAUCGACUUGUAGUCACCAAUAUUUUCGGCACAGCUCAUGCCCAAUUCGGAAACAUGCUCGUCCUCGCCGCGACAUACCACUCCGAACUCCGAGAGCUCGUCGAAGGCCCCAAAUUCAAGCGUCUUUUGCGCCGGACAAUCAAGUUUUUGCUCCGCAACGAAAACAUCUCGCCAACCUUCCGGGCCGACGCGAAAAUUCUCACCGAAAUCUUCGAAGACACCUUCCCUGGCGAGCCGCUGGACCUUUCAUAA
Messenger RNA from Penicillium chermesinum, 3057 nucleotides. RefSeq names its product putative C6 finger domain protein (gene clcA). The coding region runs from base 1 to 3057 and encodes 1018 amino acids. Gene Ontology annotation, molecular function: zinc ion binding; DNA-binding transcription factor activity, RNA polymerase II-specific. Gene Ontology annotation, biological process: regulation of DNA-templated transcription. The record is from RefSeq and is a predicted model, not a curated record. Lineage: Eukaryota; Fungi; Ascomycota; Eurotiomycetes; Eurotiales; Aspergillaceae. The transcript is spliced from 5 exons.